AUGGGUGAAGUGAGGGGCUGCUCUGCAUCGGGUGCAUUGUUUCUGCACCCCGGCUACCCACAGGCCAUAGACCUGGCCUUGCUGAAGCUGAAACAGGAGCUGCUGCUUGGAGAGGAGGUGAUGCCUAUCUGUCUGUCCCAGAAGGACUAUGUGCACUCAGGGCAGGUGGGCUACACCUCAGCCUGGAGCUGCAGUGCCGCCUUUGGCUUCUCUGACAUGCUGAAGUAUGUGAUGCUGCCAGCGGCUGAGAAUGAGCAGUGCUAGGAAUACUACAGUACCUGGAAUAUGUCCUGGGUCCAGCCCCUUCAUGGCAAUGGCACCUUCUGUGUGGGCAGGAGUGAGCUGAGGCAGGACACCUGCUGUGGGGAUGCAGGCGGAGCCUUUGCCCUGCAGCGUCCCGAUGACAACACUUAAUAUGCAGCUGGUAUCGUCAGCUGCGACAAGACCUGCAUAGCUGCGAAGUGUGGCGUGGAUGUGGACAUGAAGCAUGUCCUGGCCUGGGUGAAGGAGACAGUAGCAGAUGGCUGAGGCAAAACA
Pseudopodoces humilis (Tibetan ground-tit) is the source of this 537-nucleotide messenger RNA. Its product is annotated as haptoglobin. Gene Ontology annotation, biological process: proteolysis. Lineage: Eukaryota; Metazoa; Chordata; Aves; Passeriformes; Paridae. The record is from RefSeq and is a predicted model, not a curated record. Gene Ontology annotation, molecular function: serine-type endopeptidase activity.